CGUUCGUUUAUCGCGCGUUUCUCACUCGCAAUCCGCUCAUUGAGCCGUCGUAUCCCUGGACAACGCAUAUUCAUCUCGACAUCUGCAAACCACUUUGUGAAUCAAAUGGAAGGAUUUAACCCGCAGGUAAUCAAUUUUCUGUUUUUCACACGAAUACUUGUUUGAACCCCACUUCUUUUUUGAAUUUUUCGGAUUUGUCAGAUAUUGUUAUUGGGCGAUUAUUUUUAUUAAAAUUUUAAAACUGAAAUAACUGAAGAAAUAUAAAUUACAUCGUUAUUCGUUUAAUCAUUCCCUUACGUUUUCCGAUAUUUUUGCUAUUAUGAACUCUGCAUAAUUACUUUGCAAUUUGAAUUUAUGAUUCCCGUUGCUUUGAUUCACAUUUAAUCUUACUUAUGAUACAGUAUUUAUUCAAUAAAUUGACCAAUUUCUUUUAUAUGAAUAUCGUUUUAUGCAUUUCUAUGAUAAUUGGCAUAAUUCAAGUGUUUCCUAAAUGUAUAUAAUUCUAUUUCCAAUCUUUGUUCAGCAAGCUACUCACACAACUUCACUCAAGAGGGAACGAAGCGAGGAUGAGGAAUGUAUGGUGUUUCUUUUAUUGAUGAUGUCAUAACAAUUAUUUAUGUCGUUUGUUUACGAAUUUUCUCGAUUUCAAUUCAUUCCUACGCAGUUUUUUCUUUCAAUAUCACAAUAUUUGUUUAAUCGAAUCGAUAAGCUGAUCACAAUACAUCAUUUAGAGUCUCUAAUCAGUCUGUUUUCAGAUUCGCUUCCCGCCAAGCGACCGGCUGACGACACGGAUUUGAAUCCGUUCAUGGAUGACAAUGAGGCCGUUAACGAGAAGUAUCCGAUUCCCGAAUCGGCUGUUGGAAUUGUAAUUGGUCGAGGGGGAUCCGAAAUUCAGGGAAUUCAAGCCAAGGCUGGUUGUCGUGUUCAAAUGUCACCAGACGCCGACCCAUCUUCUGGAGUCAGGAUGGUUACUUUAGAAGGAUCCCGUUCCAAUGUUGAGACCGCGAAACAUCUUAUCAACGAGGUCGUUGCACGUUCUCAAAAUCCUCGUCCUCAGUACGGGUUCCCCCGCGCCCAAACCACUAUUGACAUUGCAAUCCCACCAAACCGUUGUGGUCUGAUCAUUGGAAAGUCUGGUGAUACCAUUAGACAGCUUCAGGAGAAAAGUGGUUGUAAAAUGAUCCUUGUACAAGACAAUCAAUCCGUUAGCGACCAGUCCAAGCCUUUACGUAUUACCGGUGAUCCACAAAAGAUUGAACUUGCAAAACAGUUAGUUGCCGAAAUUCUUAACAGUGGAGGUGAUGGUAAUGGAGGAAGUGGCCUUCAGAUGCACCACGCUGGUGGUGGUGGUGGAGCUUCUGCUCGCGGAGAAGUUGUCGUUCCAAGAAGUUCGGUUGGUAUUAUUAUUGGAAAGCAAGGUGACACUAUCAAACGUCUUGCCAUGGAAACAGGAACUAAGAUUCAGUUCAAACCUGACGAUGAUCCGAGCACACCAGAGAGAUGCGCUGUUAUCAUGGGAACUCGUGAUCAAAUUUAUCGAGCCACGGAGCGAAUUACUGAACUUGUAAAAAAGAGCACAAUGCAACAAGGUGGUGGCGGAAAUGUCGCCGGUGCAAUGGUGUCGAAUGAAGCAUCGACUUUCUACAUGUCAGUUCCUGCUGCCAAAUGCGGUCUUGUAAUUGGAAAGGGUGGCGAGACGAUUAAGCAGAUCAACAGCGAAAGUGGAGCACAUUGUGAGCUUUCGCGUGAUCCAACUGGCAAUGCCGACGAAAAAGUGUUCGUAAUAAAAGGAGGGAAACGAGCAAUCGAACACGCUAAGCAUUUGAUUCGAAUCAAAGUCGGAGAUAUUGCACCGAACACUCCAUUCCGGGAUGAUUCGGCGAUGACUAUGCAAACACAGUUCUCAGCACCUGCUCAAAACAAUUUCGGAGGGCAACAACAAUGGAAUCCGGUAGCACAAAUUCCAGCAGCUGCGCAGAACCCAUACCAAGUUGGUGGAUGGCAACAAAACAGUGUUUAUGCUCAGCAAACGGCCGCGCCUGCUGCUGCCCCAUACGCUGCAGCCGGUAUCGUCCAACCACAGCAGCAAGUGGCAUAUCAACAACCGCAAGUAGUGCAGCAGGUUCAGCCUGCAACAACAGUUGCUGCCACGACGACACCUACCGUUGACCCAGUUACCGGCGAACAAGAUUAUUCAGCUCAGUGGAUGGAAUAUUAUAAAUCAAUUGGAGCUCACGACAAAGCUGAAGCAGUUGAAGCUCAGAUGAAGAAAAAGAAGGCAGAAGCAGCAGCUCGCGCGGUUGUACCAGGUGGACUCAUACAACAAAUGCCAAUGGGAAUGGCAAUGCCUCAAAUGUCAGCACAGGCUCGUGUUCCAACUCAAAAUUAUCCAGCUUACUCUGCUGCAGGAGCUGCUCCAUAUCAAGCACAACAAUAUGGACAAUAUCAAUAAUUAUGUUGCUUGUUUUCGUUUUGUUUCAUUUCAGAAGUUGAAUAUUUUAUUGCUCCAUUUUCCGAUACUCGUAUCAUCUUUAAAAGUUGGUAUUCAUAAAAAAAAUUUAACUGUAA
Caenorhabditis elegans is the source of this 2568-nucleotide messenger RNA. It is a transcript of the gene fubl-1, whose product is annotated as K Homology domain-containing protein. The transcript is spliced from 4 exons. Gene Ontology annotation, biological process: regulation of DNA-templated transcription. Lineage: Eukaryota; Metazoa; Nematoda; Chromadorea; Rhabditida; Rhabditidae. The record is from RefSeq and is marked reviewed. Bases 617 to 2452 code for a protein of 611 amino acids. Gene Ontology annotation, molecular function: RNA binding; nucleic acid binding. Gene Ontology annotation, cellular component: nucleus.